UUCCGCUAAGGUUUUUUCUUCUUGGUUUUUUUAUUAUUGUUAAUAAUAAUAAUGAAUAUCGGAUCUUUUUGAUGAUGUUUGGUUUUUGAUUUGCAUAUGUUGGUUAUGAAUCUCUUUGCUUUAGUGGCGAUAAAUCAACAUUCAAUGAUGUCGUGUAAAGAUGAGGUGAUGAGUUUGAUAUUUUGUUUCUUAGAAUUUGUGCUUUGAGCAUUUUUAGUUUUCCAUGGGAAAAGGAAUUUGGGGCGAAUAAUAUGUGUACCUGAAACCAGAUCAACUUUCUGUUUAUUCUUACACUGGCGAUCAAAAUUCUUGCUUUUUCUAAUUUUUGGGUUCAUCAUUUACUGCCUUCAGCAGUUGCAUGACUUACUAUAUUUUUCUUUUCCCAAUUCUUAAUUUUUUUUGUUUGUUUCCUGCAUUUGCUGCCUUCAACAAUAGCAUGACUUAUUCUAUUUUUCUUUUCCCAAUUCAUAAUUAUUUUUUGUUUCCUCGUUAAUGCAUGAUGCAGUUUCUUUUCAACCAAAUUAUGGUAAGAAAUUUACGAAUAUCAAUCCAUAUUAUUUCCAAGAUUUAGUUUUUUCCUUCUUCAGAACAUAAAUAUGGCUACCAUAAAUUGAUAUUAUUUCCAAUAAAUCGUCUUCUAUUUAUGGAAUUUUCGGGCUUGGUCGAAUUCUAUAUAAAGCACUCGCACAAAGAUGAUGGUGAUAUAUCCUCACAGCGAAGGAUGAAGCGAUGAACUUUUAUCUUUCAUAGUUCACAGUUUUUCCUUAAACGUCUUCUAUCACGCAACCGUAGUUUUUUUUUAUUCCUUUAUUCCUUUUAUUGUGUAGUAUUUUUGUUCCUUUUAAUUUAUAUUUGGUUUUGUUUUGCAGUUGAUCGUAAUCGUUCCUCAUAGUCAAUACUGAAACAAUAAAAUUAAAUUUGCACGUUUACUUUCAUACGAGUGUAUAGGUGAGGUAAUGAGCGUAUUUUUUUUAUGGUUAUCUUUGUUUCAUAUCUUAAUUGCUACCGUUCCUAUGAUUUUUUCCCUUUUAUGAUUUUGCGCCUAUGUUUUUGUCCCUACUGCUUCACUUUUGUGAUAUGUGAUCGAAGCAAUUCAAGGAUGAAUGAGAUACAAAAUGAUGAAUGAGUUUCAAAAUUAUUUUUCAUUCCAUAAAAAAAAGAUUCUCAUUCUUAAAUGUGUAGAAAAUGCUCAAUAUAUCUCAAUUGUGUACAAAAGCAAACACAAAAAAUAAAAUAAAAAAUAUUAAUUAUAUUACUGGACGUGAAAAUAGAUAUUUAACAUUUUUGUACAAAAUAUAUUUUUUGGAUUGUUAAAUAAGGGAUUAAUUAGACAAAAGAUUGCAACAAAUAACAUAGUUAUCGGAAAAUAUUCUGCUAUCCAAAAAUAUACUAAAAACUGUAAGAAAUUUAUUAUAUUAUUUCCAAAACUAAGUUAAUGAAUUUUGCAGGCUUUGGUCUAUAUAAAGCACUCAAGAAUAGGACAAGACAUUAUUUGCACGUCACUUUUUCUUCUACGGUACGUUCAAAAGUGUUUCAUGGGAAACUCGAAAGUGUUUAUGGGAAUCCUGAUCAAUUUCCGCAAGAGGUAUGCUCAAGCUUUUCAUGGGAAGCUCGAAAGUACUAUGGGAAUCCUGAUAAAUUUCCGCAAGGAUUUGGAUUAUUUGUGUUUUGUUGGUUUAGGAGCAGGAGAUUGUCAAGAAGGUUUUUAAGAUCAAGAAACAGAAGGAGAAUGUUGGAAAUAGAUAGAUUUGUAAAAAAAAAUUGGGUUAUAUUAGAUGAAGGAAAUUUUGACUUUCAAGUAGAUAACAAAUGUGUGUUUUCAUGUUGUUGGUUUGGUUCGACUAAAUCGUUUCUUUUGCGUAAAGGUUAAUUUAGGUUCAUUGUGUUUAUGAAGACCCUGAAUUUGUAUGGGGUGGCAUCCAAGGGUUCGACAAAGGGGUCUAAUAAGUGAUAUGGCGUAGGAGUUCAUCACGGUUACAUUAUACGUUGAGUUUCUUUGGUUUUUCUUAGGCUUUAGUCAGUUCACUGAUAUAAACUCUUUCAUGUUUGUCGACUGCAUUAUAAGUUCUUGGCUUAUCUGCAUUCGUAUCAAAUACCAAUAUUUGUAAGGAUUGCACUCGAAUCCCAGUCGAUUUAAAGACGAAAUAUUAUAGGUGA
Papaver somniferum (opium poppy) is the source of this 2157-nucleotide messenger RNA. RefSeq lists its product as uncharacterized. The record is from RefSeq and is a predicted model, not a curated record. Lineage: Eukaryota; Viridiplantae; Streptophyta; Magnoliopsida; Ranunculales; Papaveraceae. The transcript has 5 exons. The coding region runs from base 1436 to 1870 and encodes 144 amino acids.